AACCAAAAAGACUAUCUUUCUUUCAUUUAGUACUUGCAUGCAGAUAAUUAAGUGACUACACUGAAUCUCAGUUUGAUAACUCACAUACCAUGGAGAUAUCACAAAGUUGGAGCAAAAUUAGUCCUCAGCUCCAUAGCUCACACUCUUUGGAGAUUUCACAAGGAGAAAGAGGGCAUCUACUAGCAGUGGAAAUGAAUGAUAUUAAAGGUGCAGCAGAAACUAAGAUUGAGAUUAGGGGACUGAACAAGGUAUCAGAUAAGGGUGAUUCUAUACUGAAGAGUGUUAGAGUUGACAUACCAAGAGGAGUAAUCAUGGGGAUUAUUGGCCCCAGUGGUAGUGGAAAAUCAACAAUUUUACGAGCACUAAACCGAUUAUGGGAACCCCCUAAGAACACUGUUUUUCUGGAUGGUACUGAUAUUUGUGAUCUGGAUGUGCUCUGUCUUCGUCGUAAAGUUGGCAUGCUGUUCCAGCUUCCAGUUCUCUUUGAAGGUACAGUGGCAGAUAAUAUACGCUACGGCCCAAAACUCAAGGGAAAGAAACUAAGUGAUAAUGAGGUUUACAAGUUGCUGACUUUAGCAGAUUUAGACUCAUCUUUCUUCAACAAGUCAGGUGGGGAACUAUCAGUUGGUCAAGCACAGAGAGUUGCACUUGCUAGGACCUUAGCUAAUGAACCAGAGGUUCUGCUCCUGGAUGAGCCAACUAGUGCAUUAGAUCCAAUAUCAACACAGAAUAUUGAGGAUGUUCUAGUAAAGCUGAAGAAGGAUCAGAUGAUGACAGUUGUGAUAGUUUCUCAUAGCAUCAAGCAAAUACAGAGAAUAGCUGAUAUAGUGUGCCUGUUGGUUGAUGGGGAAAUUGUGGAAUUUAUAAAGCCUGAUCAACUCUCUGAAGCUAAGCAUCCCAUGGCACUUAGAUUUCUUCAACUCAGCUCCUAGUGUUUUUUACCCGAAAAGUUGAACCAGGGACAAGGAAAAUACCUCGUGGCACAAACUAGCGGAGAAGCCUGAUAAUGGUUAGCAAGAGAGAUUCAAGUCACCAAAAAAUCGAAGAAUCCCAACCCAUUCGAGUGAUCCAGUGUUAACUGGGGUUAAUUUAGCUGCUGAAACUACGUGUAGAAAUACAUUUUAAUGAAAAAAGUAUUUUAAAUUGCAAA
Molecule: messenger RNA, 1150 nt
Organism: Solanum stenotomum
Lineage: Eukaryota; Viridiplantae; Streptophyta; Magnoliopsida; Solanales; Solanaceae
Product: ABC transporter I family member 17-like
Exons: 4
Coding region: 90-932 (280 amino acids)
Biological process (GO): phosphate ion transmembrane transport
Cellular component (GO): membrane
Molecular function (GO): ATP hydrolysis activity; ATP binding; phosphate transmembrane transporter activity
Source: RefSeq, a predicted model, not a curated record